CAAACCGUCAGAGUUGGAGAUGGGACGAAAGAAUUUGUCUGUCAGAGCAGGCAAAAAUGGAUAUGCGUUGGUUGUUGGACAACCUGGAGACAUAUAAUGGCCGCCCGGCCUGGAGACCAUCAUUAAUAAAGAGCCUAUAUGUAGAUGCCUCAACAACUAGUUGGUGUGCAAAAUUGGAUGGACAAACGGCAUUCGGAAAUUGGCCGGAAGUGCUAAGUUUUCGAGAGAUUUCAAAACUGGAAGCAGAAGCCCUUCUGCUUGGCCUUCGGAGUUUCACAAAUUUGUUGGAGGGUUUUUGGGCAGAAAACACUGGUGGCAAAAAGAAGCCUACAGAAACUUGUGGCAAGUUUGUUUGGAAAAGGAAUUUGGAUAUACGAGAUGAGGUGGAUUUCUUCGGUGCUAAACCUGGCAGAUUUUUGGACCCGGGUCUUCGACUCCUCAGAUUAGCAG
This is a messenger RNA of Racocetra persica, 450 nucleotides long. Lineage: Eukaryota; Fungi; Glomeromycota; Glomeromycetes; Diversisporales; Gigasporaceae. The record is from the annotation of a GenBank genome assembly.